CCCCGUCUUUGACAGGUAUCUCAACUAUCCGAAUUCAGAGGUGGUAUAUGCGCUGGAUAGUAUUUGCAGUGGGAGAACACAUUGCUACUAUAACUGCUUUCGUACCUGGAGCUGGAUAUAGCUGGAAAUAUCCACACCAGCUAUCCGUCAGAACCUGGUUUGAAAACCCGGUGCUAGAGCCAUCCAAGAUGCUGCUGGUGCUAGUAUGGCCACCACAGCCACUGUGGGACGAACCACAACCCUAGCUUUCACCGAAAUCGACAACUUAGAACCACAUACUAAGCGGUCAGGAUCCAUCCCCCUGUUCCAUGACACUUGUCCAUCCUCGGGACGAACCAUCAGAGCAGACCCACAGUGGCCGCAGAUCGAGUCGCCCACUGCCUAUGGUGUAGAGACAGAGGAGGCCCAAGGUCAGGGCCGUCUGGCGGGAAGUUCACUCAACCCAUACAGCAGCAGUACCAUGGGUGAGCAUAUGUCCAUGCUCCGUUUGCGUGUAUCAACGGCCAUCAGACAUGAGCGUGGCAAACAUGACUUGAACGCACCCCUCUUCGGUUCUCCGGGAUGCAUUGUCUUGGCCCCAAGUGGAUUUCCCUCCUUUGGUUAUUGUUUGGAUACGUUCCCGACUGAUGUCAAAAAUCUUGGGCGCCGUACGGGACGGUUUACAAAGGAAUGUGCUUGAGAGGCCUGCGUAGUAGAUUGAAUAACGCGGGGACUCCCUUAUGGCCUUCUUUACGGUAG
This is a messenger RNA of Trichoderma asperellum CBS 433.97, 738 nucleotides long. NCBI's taxonomy places the organism in Eukaryota, Fungi, Ascomycota, Sordariomycetes, Hypocreales, Hypocreaceae. The record is from RefSeq and is a predicted model, not a curated record.